Messenger RNA from Sphaeroforma arctica JP610, 171 nucleotides. RefSeq lists its product as hypothetical. Gene Ontology annotation, cellular component: cytoplasm. The annotation marks the transcript as partial. Gene Ontology annotation, molecular function: tryptophan synthase activity. Gene Ontology annotation, biological process: L-tryptophan biosynthetic process. Lineage: Eukaryota; Ichthyosporea; Ichthyophonida. The transcript has a single exon. The record is from RefSeq and is a predicted model, not a curated record.
GCAAACCCAGGAUUAUCGCUGAGACCGGUGCAGGUCAGCAUGGCGUUGCCACGGCAACCGCGUGCGCGUUGCUAGGGCUGGAUCUGACUGUGUACAUGGGCGCAGAAGACGUGGAGCGUCAGGCUCUCAAUGUGUUCCGUAUGGAGCUUCUUGGGGCAAAGGUGGUAGCAG